CGUGGUGACGCGGAGCGUGCGCGGAGCGGGGAGUCGGGUUCAAAGGAGGAAACAUGGCGGAAAACAAAGGAGGCGGCGGCGGCGGGGAGGGGGCUGCCGAGGCCGGGCCGGGCGGCGGCGCCGGCCUGGAGCCCACGGCCGCGUCCCCCACCGGCGCCGCUCCCCCCCCGCCACUCUCCGCGCCGCCCGAGGAGCGGGAAAGCCCCGGCGCGGCGGCCGCGGAGCGCGGGGAGGCCGAGGCCGAGGCGGCGGUGGCGGCGGGGCCCGGUGUCGUCCCAGGGCCGGGCCCCAGCCCGGUGCCUCCGCUGACGCCCGCGGUGCCGGGGCCCUUGUCGCUGCUGGACACUUGCGCGGUGUGCGCGCAGAGCCUGCAGAGCCGGCGGGAGGCCGAACCCAAGCUGCUGCCCUGCCUGCACUCCUUCUGCCGCCGCUGCCUGCCCGAGCCCGAGCGGCAGCUCAGCGUCCCGGUGCCCGGCGGCGCCAACGGCGACGUCCAGCAAGUGGGGGUGAUCCGAUGCCCGAUAUGCCGCCAGGAGUGCCGGCAGAUCGACCUGGUGGAUAACUACUUUGUGAAGGACACCUCGGAAGCCCCCAGCAGCUCCGACGAGAAGUCAGAGCAGGUGUGUACGAGCUGUGAAGACAACGCCAGCGCCGUUGGAUUUUGUGUGGAGUGUGGGGAAUGGUUGUGCAAGACUUGCAUAGAAGCUCAUCAGCGAGUAAAAUUUACUAAAGAUCAUAUGAUCCGAAAAAAAGAGGAUGUGUCUUCAGAGGCUGUGGGAGCAUCUGGUCAACGUCCUGUUUUCUGUCCUGUCCACAAACAAGAGCAGCUCAAGCUUUUCUGUGAAACCUGUGACAGGCUGACAUGCAGAGACUGUCAGUUACUGGAGCACAAAGAACACAGGUACCAGUUUCUGGAAGAAGCUUUUCAGAACCAGAAGGGUGCGAUUGAGAACCUAUUGGCCAAACUGCUGGAGAAGAAGAAUUAUGUAAAUUUUGCAGCUGCCCAAGUUCAGAACAGGAUAAAAGAAGUAAAUGAAACUAACAAACGAGUAGAACAGGAAAUCAAAGUGGCUAUAUUCACCCUCAUCAACGAAAUCAAUAAAAAGGGAAAAUCUCUCUUGCAGCACCUUGAGAAUGUGACAAAGGAGAGACAGAUGAAGUUAAUACAACAACAGAAUGACAUCACUGGUCUUUCGCGACAAGUGAAGCAUGUGAUGAACUUUACUAAUUGGGCUAUUGCCAGCGGCAGCAGCACCGCUUUGCUCUACAGUAAGCGGCUGAUAACAUUCCAGUUACGGCACAUUUUAAAGGCGCGUUGUGAUCCCGUCCCAGCUGCCAAUGGGGCGAUACGCUUCCAUUGUGACCCCACGUUCUGGGCAAAGAACGUCGUCAAUUUAGGUAACCUUGUCAUUGAAAACAAACCAACUCCUAGUUACACUCCUAACGUCGUGGUUGGACAAACUCCUCCAGCCACCAACCACGUCAGCAAAGCUCCGGGCCAGAUCAACCUGGCGCAGCUGCGGCUGCAGCACAUGCAGCAGCAGGUGUAUGCGCAGAAGCACCAGCAGCUGCAGCAGAUGAGGAUGGGGCAGCCGGCGGCGUCCGUUCCCCGGCAGAGCAGCCCACAGGUCUUACAGCAGCAGCCUCCCAGGUUGAUCAGCAUGCAGACCAUGCAGAGGGGUAACAUGAACUGUGGGGCUUUCCAAGCACAUCAGAUGAGAAUGGCUCAGAAUGCUGCUCGUAUUCCAGGAAUACCACGCCACAAUGGACCACAAUACUCCAUGAUGCAACCUCACCUUCAAAGACAACAUUCUAACCCUGGCCACGCGGGGCCUUUUCCAGUUGUUUCUGUGCACAACACCACUAUUAAUCCAACUAGUCCUACCACAGCAACGAUGGCGAGUGCAAACCGCGGCCCAACGAGUCCGUCUGUUUCUGCGAUCGAACUCAUUCCUUCCGUAACAAACCCAGAGAAUUUACCUUCCCUGCCGGACAUCCCGCCCAUCCAGCUUGAAGAUGCUGGUUCAAGUAGCUUAGAUAACCUUCUGAGUAGAUACAUCACCGGCAGCCACCUACCCCCACAACCCACCAGUACCAUGAAUCCCUCCCCGGGACCCUCAGCUCUGUCUCCAGGCUCAUCAGGUUUAUCCAACUCCCACACUCCCGUGAGGCCGCCCAGCACCUCCAGCACGGGCAGCAGAGGGAGCUGUGGCUCCUCGGGCAGAACUGCUGAGAAGAGCAGCGUUAACUUCAAGUCUGACCAAGUGAAGGUGAAACAGGAGCCCGGCACAGAGGAGGAGAUUUGCAGUUUCUCAGGAGCAGUGAAACAGGAGAAAACAGAGGAUGGCAGGAGAAGCGCUUGCAUGCUUAGCAGUCCCGAGAGCAGCUUGACACCACCGCUGUCCACUAACUUGCAUCUGGAAAGUGAAUUAGAAGCGUUAGGAAGCCUCGAAAAUCACGUAAAAAUGGAACCGGCAGAUUUAAGUGAAAGUUGCAAACAGUCCGGACACAACUUUGUAAAUGGGAAAUCCCCCGUGCGCAGUCUAAUGCACCGCUCGGCCAGAAUUGGAGGAGAAGGCAAUAACAAAGACGACGAUCCCAAUGAGGACUGGUGUGCCGUGUGCCAGAACGGAGGGGACCUCUUGUGCUGUGAAAAGUGCCCGAAGGUUUUUCACCUGACCUGCCACGUACCGACGCUCCUCAGCUUUCCAAGUGGAGAGUGGAUAUGUACAUUCUGCAGAGAUCUCAGCAAACCAGAAGUAGAAUAUGACUGUGACAAUUCACAGCACAGCAAGAAAGGGAAGACAGCGCAAGGCCUGAGUCCCGUGGAUCAAAGGAAAUGCGAACGUCUCCUGCUUUACCUGUAUUGUCACGAGCUGAGCAUUGAAUUCCAGGAGCCAGUCCCAGCCUCGAUACCAAACUACUAUAAAAUUAUAAAGAAGCCAAUGGAUUUAUCUACGGUGAAAAAGAAACUGCAAAAGAAGCAUUCCCAACACUACCAGACUCCUGAGGAUUUUGUGGCAGAUGUCCGGUUGAUCUUCAAGAACUGUGAAAGGUUUAAUGAAAUGAUGAAAGUUGUUCAAGUUUAUGCAGAAACACAAGAGAUUAAUUUGAAGGCCGAUUCAGAAGUAGCGCAGGCAGGGAAGGCAGUUGCAUUGUACUUUGAAGAUAAACUUACAGAGAUCUACCCAGACAGGACCUUCCAGCCUUUGCCUGAAUUUGAGCAGGAAGAGGAUGAUGGUGAAAUAACUGAGGACUCCGAUGAAGAUUUUAUACAACCACGUAGGAAACGCCUAAAAUCAGAUGAGAGACCAGUGCAUAUAAAGUAAUCUAAUGAUAUGGACCUAAAGUUUAUUGUAAAAACUGUUAUUUAAGUGUUCCUGGAAUAUUAUAAUGCCUACGGUGGCCACCUUGAAGAAGCUGAUAGCUUUUUAAACAGUAUUAGAUGACAAAAAACACUUGUACAGAAAAGCAUUCUCAGCAGAAGGGGAAAAAGCUGUAUUGUAAAUUUUUGGCGUGUUUUUUUUUCUUUUCAUUUCUUUUUUCCUCCUCGAUUACUCGCUAUAUUCUGUUCCUGCUGGAGGGGACACGCUCAUCCCGCUCUCGCACACAGAGCUGGGUGAAUGUUGAAGAGCAGCACAUUUGAUACGAGAUGUUCCAUGUGGAGCUGAGACUGGUUGGUGAGAUGCUCCUGGAUCUGGACUGCAGCACAGACUGAGCAGCGCUCCCCGAAUCCCCUCUUUGCGUGAACUUCAGUGCGUGUUGGUCGUUGCUUUUCUCAUCUCAUUUAAGCGGUAUUGUGAACAACUGAUCUGUGUCGAGCCGAUUACCUAAAUUUGACUUUCUUUACUGCGUUUUCUGUAUAGCAAAAGGAAGAAAAAAAAACAUUAAACUGUUCUGAAUUGGCAAGUGCAGGAGUGUGAGUUCUUGACAGACUGAACUGGUUGCAACAACCCCUUUGCAGUAGGACCGGGUGUAUUCAUUAUGAAUCCUGUACACAGAACGUUUUAGUUCAGCGUUUAAUCUCAGCGUUGUCAUCUGUCCCUGAUCCCCCAAACGAGGCAGAAUGUUCUCCCCAGUAUUGUCUAAUUUUCUGUACUUAAAUUAUAGACUGAAGAGCUAACAACUGAUUGGGGUGUUUUUCCAGUCUUCCUAAAUAUCAGUUUCUAAUAGACCACUCGGCAAACAAUAACCUAUUAACUACCAAAUGUGUAAAAUUUCCUGUAUUCACUUUGUCUUAUUUGUAAAUAGUGACUCGAGAUUUCUCGCAGGUCAGCAACAUUUGCUGAACUGUUUUUAAGCUAAUUAUGUAUUCUUAUUAAUUGUUCCUAUCAACAAAAGAUUUGUAAUAUAUGCCAUUUCUAACGUUGCGUUCGUUUCGAGGUUCUGUCUUAUUUUUAUUGGAGUACUACUCAGAACUUUCUUCAGCAGCAGCUUAGGAGCGAAAUGUCGAGAAAGGUUGGAAUAAAUCUGAGGUUGGGUUGCUUGUCCGUGCCUCGAACGAAGCGCUUGCGCAGGAUUUGGCCUUGAGCGGUUUCUGGUUGAAUAUGAAAGCAGAAGAGUUUCCCCGUCCCCCUGUGCCGGGGCAGCAUCUCUGCAGUGCCCUCCCCACCUCAUUGGAUGAGGUCAAGUUGGCAGGAAUUACUUUGCCAUAAGGUUUUGCGUGGAUACUGUGGUAAAUCAGGGUUUUGGAGUACUCAGCCACUCCUGUGAUGUAUCUUUACCCGAAUGGUAAAGGAUAACGGUAAAGAGAAAUAUUUCAGCACGGUGUAUCAAUUUGAGAGAUGCUCUUAAAAAUUGUUAUGCAAAUCACUUAAGAUUUGAUUUCUUUUUCUAAGAACAAAGUGUAUUUGCAUUGUGACCGUACCCCCUCGCAAUAAAUAAGGGGACUGAAGGUGUUUGGAACUUCAAGCUCAGUUCUUUAGGUUACGCACAUGUUACGCUGAAAACGCAAACUGAGGGGGUUUGUUAAUGUCUCAGAUAUUCACGUAGUGCCAGUUUAAAUUUGCAUUUUGCCAGUUUGUAUGUGAAAGGAAAAGGAAUUCUACUUAAACUCACCAGAUUGACAAAGAGCCAACGCUCGGCCCAUAGGAUGAGGCGCGUGAGCAGGACACCAGGAGUAACGGAUCAUUUAAUGCCUCUGUGUAUUGCCUGUUUGUGCAUUUCUAGUUUCUCAGCUUCAUUUUGCAAAGGAAUACCAUUAAAAUCAUAAUGAAAAUAA
Columba livia (rock pigeon) is the source of this 5221-nucleotide messenger RNA. It is a transcript of the gene TRIM33, whose product is annotated as tripartite motif containing 33. Gene Ontology annotation, cellular component: chromatin. Gene Ontology annotation, molecular function: zinc ion binding; protein binding. Bases 54 to 3329 code for a protein of 1091 amino acids. The transcript has 20 exons. The record is from RefSeq and is a predicted model, not a curated record. Lineage: Eukaryota; Metazoa; Chordata; Aves; Columbiformes; Columbidae.